CGCCUCAAGCCCUACCCUGCUCUCUGCUCUGCUCCCGUUCCCAUCUAUCUCCGAUGGCUUCCACUGCUGAAAUUCCGAAAACAAAGAAACCCAGGAACAGCCGGAAGGCUCUGAAGGACAAAAACUCUACACCGGAGGAGCCACAAUCUGAAUCCUCCAUGGUUACGAAAGUGACACAGCCAUCGGAAGAGGAGAUCGUCCUCUCUCGGAAUCAAUCUUCGGCUAAGAAACCGAAAUCCAAAGCUGCGCCGAAGAAGCAGCCGGCGAAGCAGUCCUUCGACAAAGAGUUGCAGGAAAUGCAGGACAUGCUUCAACAAUUGAGGCUCGAUAAGGAGAAGACUGAGGAGCUUUUGAAAGCCAAAGAUGAGAUGCUUAAGCAGAAGGAUGAAGAACUUAAGACGAGAGAUAUGGAGCAGGAAAAGCUCCAGAUCGAAUUUAAGAAGUUGCAGAAGUUGAAGGAGUUCAAACCUACUAUGAACUUCCCUAUGAUUCAAAUUCUGAAAGACAAGGAACAAGAGAAGAAAGAGAAGAAGAAGUGCGCGGAAAAGAAGAGGCCAUCUCCACCUUACAUCUUAUGGUGCAAAGAUCAAUGGAACGAGAUCAAGAAGGAGAAUCCAGAGGCAGAGUUCAAGGAGAUCUCGAACAUUUUGGGGGCGAAGUGGAAGAAUGUCACAGCAGAUGAGAAGAAGCCAUAUGAGGAGAGGUAUCAGGCUGAAAAACAAGCCUAUUUGCAAAUCACUUCUAAAGAGAAGCGUGAAAGUGAGGCGAUGAAGCUGUUAGAAGAGGAGCAGAAGCAGAAGACAGCCAUGGAGCUGCUUGAUCAAUACCUUCAAUUCAAAGGGGAAGCCGAGAAAGAGAACAAGAAGAAGAAGAAAGAGAAGGAUCCAUUGAAGCCCAAGCAUCCUAUGUCUGCAUUCUUUCUCUUUUCAAAUGAGAGGCGUGCAUCCCUUCUUGCCGAAAACAAGAAUGUUCUAGAGGUAGCGAAGAUAACAGGUGAGGAGUGGAAGAACAUGACAGAGAAACAGAGAGGUCCUUACGAAGAGAUGGCGAGGAAGAACAAGGAAAAGUACAUGCAGGAAAUGGAAAUGUACAAGCAGCAAAAGGAGGAGGAAGCAGCAAUCCUCAAGAAGGAAGAGGAAGAACUAAUGAAGCUUCAUAAACAUGAAGCUCUGCUGUUGCUGAAGAAGAAAGAGAAAACCGAGACUAUAAUAAAGAAAACAAAAGAGGAGCGGCAGAAGAAGAAGAAGGAAGGGAAGAAGAGUGUUGAUCCUAACAAGCCCAAGAAGCCUGCAUCCUCUUACAUCCUGUUCAGCAAAGAAGCAAGGAAAAGUGUAAUGGAGGAGAGGCCAGGAGCCAACAAUUCCACAGUGAAUGCACUGAUUUCAGUGAAAUGGAAGGAACUAAGUGAAGGGGAGAGGAAGAUGUGGAAUGAUAAAGCUGCAGAAGCCAUGGAUGCUUACAGAAAGGAAUUGGAGGAAUACAACAAAACUGUUGGUGAAAUUAAGGCCUGAUUGGUUCCUAACAAUGACUUUUUUUGAUUAGUUGCUGCUAAUCUUGUCUUCCUCCUCUGAUUAGUUUGUUAUAUUAUUUAUUUUAUGCUGAUGAUUUCUGGAGCUCUUCCGCUCAUGUAAGUUGUGUAUGUUGAACACAAUUUUAGUGUUUAACACUCGCACACACUCUUCCGCUGAUCUUAGAAAUGUAUGUUUGAACACAAUUCUUAGUGAUAAACACUCGCACACACUAUGUAGAAA
Molecule: messenger RNA, 1751 nt
Organism: Cucurbita pepo subsp. pepo (vegetable marrow)
Lineage: Eukaryota; Viridiplantae; Streptophyta; Magnoliopsida; Cucurbitales; Cucurbitaceae
Product: high mobility group B protein 13
Molecular function (GO): DNA binding
Source: RefSeq, a predicted model, not a curated record